AUGCCUAGCGUUCCGACGGCGGUAUCGAUGCCGCAGCCCGCAGCUGCUCCGGUUGUUCAUCAUCCACCAGCACUCGAUUCUUCAAGCAUUAUUCCUGGUGGACAUGCGAUGAGAACCGAAAGUCCAGCGGUUGCGACUUCUGCUAAUGUCGCCGUUGCUCCGUCUCCGAGUCAGUACCAUCAUCCCGCGUCGUAUCAGCACCAGCCAACUCCAUUGUACACUCCCUAUGCAACAACCGCCACAACAGCACCGCCGCCUCACACUGCUUCUCCAUACAUGUCGACUCCAACACCUAUGACAGCAACGGCAGUAGCGCCGACCGCUAUGAACGCAGCCACCGCACCACCUGGACCACCGCAGGCAGUACCACCACAGGUGGCGGUCGUUCCGCCACAAGUGGCAGUCGCCAAAGUGUCGUUGCCUCCACCUCACAUAGAGAGGGAAAAGAUGUUGCCGCCUUCACAGCAAAGAGGGCCUAGCCCCAUUAGAGAAAAUCGGGAGAGGGAAAGCUAUAGUAAUGUCGGAAGCCUGAGUCGAACCAGCAUCGCGACGACAACGCUCAGCUGUCCCCCGCCCACCACCACAGUGUCUUCUAGUCUAGCACCAAGCAAUUUAAGCAAGCCAUGGACGGCGAGUGCACCUUCCGUCGCCCCAACGGCAGUAUCAGCCGCUGUGCCUCCAACCCAACUAAGUCCAGCCCCUCCAAGACCAACGCCUCCUUUGCAUUCCAGUUUCCCUGCUACUCCAAUGUUCGCCACUCCACUACCGCCGCCGGUAUCGAGAGCUAGUCCCAUGACGGUACCAUCGGCGAUGCCCCCCUCGAAUCCUAAUCCCUUUUCGGCGGAAAGUUUGUUCCAGUCUAAUAAGUAUCCAACAAAUCAAGCUGACAUGUUACGGCGAGAAUUGGACAGCAGAUUUUUAGCAUCUCAAGACCGAAGUUUAGGUGUGGCACCGCCGCCAUAUUUGAGGACGGAAAUGCAUCAACACCAACAUCAUCACACGCACGUUCAUCAGCACACUACGUCAUUGCUACCCCCUCCAGCGGCUUCCAGUUUGUAUCCAUCACAAUUGUCUCUUACACCGGUGGAGCCCCUAGCAAGACGACGGGAAAGUAGUUUUAAGGACAUUCCGAAACUGGGAAGCGUGGAUUCUCCGUUCUACCGACAAAACAUCGGUUUACCAGGAACCUAUCCGGGAUACACUCCGAGUCUAAUGCAUCCAGGAUUGACUACAGGUCCAACGCCUUUUGUGCCACCAAACCAUCUGCCUACGUUUCAACCUAAGUCGAUGAACCCUCAAGAUCCAAACAAGCCUAAAAUUGUGAAAACCGGCAAAUGGAAUGCUAUGCAUGUACGUGUAGCGUGGGAGAUUUACCAUCACCAACAAAAGAGUGGAGAGGCCAAAGGUAGUCUAGCUUCGGCUACGGCAGCCGCCAAAUCUUCAGCGGAUAUGUUAAGGCCGCCAACACAUCUCUUCUCGCCGAGCGUUCAUUCCAGACCGCCCCACGAGCUUUCACCGUUCCCGAUGUCUUUGUCAAAUCAUCGGCCGCCUGGUUUUGAUCAGCCACAUCAUCCAGGGUCGUUGUUUUCGUCGCCCGCUGGACAUUUGGGUAAGCCUUUCAUUAGUAAAUCACCCUUUACUGCCAGUUCAGCAAUGUCACCAUUCACCCGUUACGGCGCAGGCCCAUUGGGUGCCGCUUCAACAUCUCCAUUCACCAUGUCUCCGUUUGCCAGGGAGAGCCACUUAGGAUUAGGACCACUUCAUCACGAUCCCUGGCGUUCUUUACAGCGUACAAUACCAACUUUCCCACCGACAGUAAAUCCCCUUCCUCCAACAUUGCCAGGUUUGGGUCCGGCUCCGCCAGCACCGUGGACCAUGAAGCCCGAUCCCAUCUUGGAACAAAGAGAAAGGGAAGCGAGGGAAAGAGAGGAAAGGGAGAGGGAAAGACUAAGGAGGGAAAGAGAAGAGAGGGAGAGGAGAGAAAGGGAAGAGAAGCAAAGAAGACUGGAACAACAGCAACAAGAACAGCGUGAAAGAGAACGAAAGGAAAGAGAAAAGAGAGAAAUGGAAAGGAGAGAACUAGAACGACAAAGAGAACGAGAAAGAGAGAGAUUAAUGCAAGAACAACGACUUGCAGAGACCGCUAAGAUGCAAGCACCGUUAAUACGAGACAGAUCUCCAUUAAGGAAUGGAGAUUUAUCCGAAAUCAGAGUCAAAGAAGAACCUAGAAUCAAAGAGGAGGAUAUAAUGGCUAGAUCGGACCCAAGGUACAACCCGUUCCUGAGACACCCAGGAUCAUUACCCCCGCCGCCGCCUGGACCAGCGUCUAUACUGGAUCGCACGAGGAUGAUGCCCCACGCGCUGCCCCCUCAUCCUUAUCACACGCCGACGACUCAUUGGGGCGCACCCCAUGCGGAUCCGUUCUACAGAUACACUUACAACCCUAUUGUGGACGCUAUGAGAGCACAAGAAGAAAGGGAAAGGGCGUCUUUCUUUGGGGCGUAUGGAGCACCGCAUCAUCCCAGCCAGUUGAGGCCUAAAGAUCCUGCGCUGAUGCACUUGAGAACAGGACCCGGUCCUGGUCCACCGCCUCCUCAAAGUCACAAGAUGAGUGUAACGCCACCUACAGAUCUACACAAGAAAGAAGAACCACGAUAG
This is a messenger RNA of Diabrotica balteata, 2658 nucleotides long. Lineage: Eukaryota; Metazoa; Arthropoda; Insecta; Coleoptera; Chrysomelidae. The record is from the annotation of a GenBank genome assembly.